UUGACAAAAUAAAUGAAAGGCAUGCUCUACUGGGUGAGAUCAAGUGACUGAUUUCACCAUAGAAUUUAAAAACUAUGGUUGCAUAUGGUCUGCAUCAAUUAUAGUUGUAUUGUUAUGGAAUAAUUCAGUUCAACUCAGUUCAGUUCUAUUUAUACUGUCACGCAGGCAGAAGGGACUCAGGCGCAGACCAGCUGAACUAAAAUUACAGUCACAAGUUUAUUUAUGAACACAGCACGUGAAACUAUAUACAGUGUAUGGGGGCAGGGAUUGUCAGUGGUCCAGGGGUAGAAAGGGAAGAGGGUCCAAACACACUCCGCUUGUUUGCUCCUCUCGCAUUUGUCUUCAGCACUCUCACCCACUCCACACCACGCUGGCAGGGAAACAGAUCAAGGAACAAGGACAGGUCCAGGAGUCUGUGUACAGAAGAAACGCGGUUAGAACAAACUGAGAAAUCAUGCAAAAAACAGAAAUUAUCAGAGCUGGACUGACAAGUAUAACUCAACAAUCCAGCGAAGACUCCCUCUGAGCCCUCAGCUUAAAUAGCAGCCCAUGAGUCAAGGUAAUCAGGCAGAUUCACAGCAGGUGCGUGGGCCAAGGGCGGGAGCCCAGCUGAGCCCCGCCCAGGCAGACAGGUGAGAGACAAGAGAGAGAGGGGGGAGAGAGAGACAAACUCAAAACAACAUGUGGCCUGGAAACUAGGUCAACCAGGGAGACACGGAGACGAUGACAUAUACAGCGCCAAAUCACAACAACAGUCAUCUCAAGUGCAACAAGGGGAAGUCUGUGGUGCAGAUGUUUUUCAACAGAUUUCAGCUGCUUUCUGCUGUUUGCCUGAUGAUCCUGAUGGCGUUCUAUUUCAUAGAUUUUAGUAAAUAUCUUGGAGAGCCACCCAACAUCACUCCCACUACACCAGAACAAAGCCAUGUUUCCAGGUCACCUGUGACCAGACACCUUCCUCUACCUGGUCCCUGCACCUGUCAUCAAGGCUCAACGAUCCUAAAAGAUCACCUCCCUAAGGAGCAAAGUGAGGAGCUGAAGCAACGACGAGCUAGGGAGUUUCAGCAGAACAAAAUCAGGACAACCUCAGUACUGUCCAGACUGCUGUUUGCCUUGCCUAACUCUCCUCUGCAGUAUCCUAUCCAGGGUUACACAGUGCAGCCUUUGACCUCCACUGUCAUACCAGCUUUAGGGCUGCAUGCAGAAAAAAGAAACAGCUACAAGGUGGUCUUAAGUGUGUCUAAAGGCAUCCUCACAACAGAUAUACCACAUCAAAACGCGACAGUCAAAGGUUCUGGUGAGAACAAACUGAUUAUUGAAUCCAGUAACCUGGUGCUCCUCAACAACUUGCUGGCCAAAGUGUCCUAUACCAGCACUGUCUACCAUAUAAACACUGGAGACCUUGCCACAUUGCAGUUUGAAAACCAUGAAGCGGUGUUCCCCAUUGCCAUCAAACAGCCUCAAAUACCAGUCCUGUAUGACAUAGGGACAGACAUUAGUUCUCACGUCACCAUCACCACAAAGACUUUCCUGCGCUACAGAGAGCUGAAGGUGUUGUUGGACAGCAUCCGAAAGUUCUACAACAACAUAAAAGUGAUUAUUGCAGAUGACAGCUUAGAACCAGAGCCAAUUCAUAGAGAAAACAUCUUACAUUACCUCAUGCCUCCAGCACAGGGCUGGUUUGCAGGCAGAAAUCUGGCUGUUUCCCAGGUAACAACUAAAUACUUCCUGUGGGUGGAUGAUGACUUUGUCUUUACAGAGAAGACAAAGAUCGAGAAGCUUGUGGAGGUGAUGGAGGCAAACCCUGAACUGGAUGUGGUUGGUGGGGCUGUAGAAGAGAACCAGUUUUAUUUUACUCUUAUAUAUGAGGAAGGAGAAGAAAAUGAAGGUGGCUGCCUAUACAGGAUGUCUCAAGGGAAAUUUCACUCACUUCCUGGCUACCCACAAUGCUUUUUGGCUAAUGGAGUCGUCAACUUCUUCCUGGCUCGUACAGAUGCUGUACAGAAGGUGGGUUUUGACCCUAAGCUACAGCGGGUAGCACAUUCAGAGUUCUUUAUGGAUGGUCUGGGCUCUUUGCUGGUCGCAUCAUGUAGUCACGUAUCCAUUGGUCAUCAACCCAAAACAGCCGACAGCCAGAGUUCUACAUAUGACAAAUAUAGAAUCCCGGGAGAAAAUGAUGAAGAAUUCAAACUGCAGCUUCACUUUUACAAAAACAACCUUAAGUGCAUUAAAUAUGGAUAGAAAGAACACAAAGGACAUCAGUGUCACUUUUAUUGUCUUUAUUGUUAUUGUUUUGUCAUGAUCUCAGGGUUAUCUAAGUUUAGGAUUCUCAGUGAAUAUAGCUGAGUUUGGCUUUGUGUUUGGAUUUUAUUCAUCCUGAUUUGUUUUCUUUAUUAUUCUUAUAGAAAGUUUAAUGUCUUGUGAUUUUGCUGUUUUGUCAUCCUGUGUUUUCGUUCAUAUUUUCAUUGUUAAUCUAAUACACCAAAAUUUAAAACUUUAUAUAUCUUCACAGAAGGACAAAACACACCUAAAAUCAACAUGACUAAUAGAUGCUGUAAGUCAUUUAUCUAUGCCACCUAUGUUUCUAUGUAAUAAAAGCAAAGAAAUAAAUAUACAAACUGUACAAGAAGAAAAUCAAUGAACAGUGUCGUGACAGUAAUAGUUAAAUUUGCUAAGCCAGAUUCCUCCUUUAUUCUACUAAUUUUUAAUAUCUCAUGUGGUUGUUGGUUGUUUCCAUUUGCAUUGUUUAUUUAUUUUUUUUAUUUAUUCUCAUGUUUUUUUCUGUUGUGUUCAGUGAUCACUUCUAUUUAUUUAUCACCACAGUUUAUGUGUUAUUGUGCAAAAGGGAGUUUUUUCUUCCCACCGUCACCAAAGUGCUUGCUCAUAGGGGGUCAUAUGAUUGUUGGGUU
Molecule: messenger RNA, 2906 nt
Organism: Oreochromis niloticus (Nile tilapia)
Lineage: Eukaryota; Metazoa; Chordata; Actinopteri; Cichliformes; Cichlidae
Product: beta-1,4 N-acetylgalactosaminyltransferase 2
Exons: 13
Coding region: 724-2238 (504 amino acids)
Biological process (GO): UDP-N-acetylglucosamine metabolic process; UDP-N-acetylgalactosamine metabolic process
Cellular component (GO): Golgi membrane
Molecular function (GO): acetylgalactosaminyltransferase activity
Source: RefSeq, a predicted model, not a curated record